Argiope bruennichi is the source of this 1125-nucleotide messenger RNA. Its product is annotated as protein D2-like. Lineage: Eukaryota; Metazoa; Arthropoda; Arachnida; Araneae; Araneidae. The record is from RefSeq and is a predicted model, not a curated record. Bases 8 to 583 code for a protein of 191 amino acids. The transcript has 4 exons.
UUGAAGCAUGGCAUACAAGUUAAUUUACUUCCUGGUUCUUAUUUCUUCUUCAAGUAUUUAUGCACAAAAAAAUGAAUGCAAUUUAAACAAUUUUCGGACAAGUGGUAUUGUACCAAAUAAAUUAUCAUCUGUUCCUGCGGAAGCGAUGAAGAUUGAAUAUGACGGAGUACCAGUUACUUGUGGAAAUUUAUUAAGUCGUAAGGUGACUCAUGAUCCACCAACAGUAGUAGAGUACAAAGCCGACAAAAGCAAACUAUACACUCUAAUCAUGUUUGAUCCUGAUGUUACAACACCUCAAAACCCAGAUGUUGCCGAUUUCCGUCAUUGGCUAGUUGAAAAUAUUCCAGGAGACGACGUGAAAAGUGGAGAUAUGAUUUCCCCAUAUUUUCCUACAAAUCCAGCUCCUUACUCAGACGCUCACAGAUAUACUUUUGUAGUUUAUGAGCAACCAGAAGGCAAAAAGUUGAAUGACAACUUCCCAAACAAGCCCAACAAGAGAACCCAUUUCGACCUCAACAAGUUUAUUGAGGACCGGAAUCUCCAGGGUCCGAUUGCUGGGAAUUUCUUUUAUCUUCAUUACUGAUAACAAUUAAUGUAAUGCGUGAGGGACAGCUAUUUUAUUCACUUAACCCAGAUUUAACAAUUAUUUUCAUAAUACAAAUGGUUGCAUUUCAUUGUACAGUUUAAUAAUUUCAAUUGAAUGUUUGGAGACAUCAUUUUAUAAACAAAAAUGUUUACAUUUUGAGAUAUUUGCGUAUUAAAAAGUUUAGACAUGAAAUAUUGUUUAGUUAUUUUUAUUUUUAUUUAUUUUUUUCCUCUGUGGAAAAAUUUCUUUGUCACGUCCUCCCUAUUAUAUACCUAUGAAGUUGAGGAACGAUAACAAAAUGCAGAACUAAAGAGAUUCAACUUUUUCUUCCUGACUUAAAUGUAUACAAAAAAAUGAAACUAAGGUAAUCAAAUAAAAAGUGAAAAUAUAGUCCUUUAUAUAUUUAUUUAAAACUAGCAUCCACAUAGCAGUUCCCUUCACAAUAUAUAAACUAGUAAAGAAAAACACACAUAUUUUUGGUUUAUUAUAUUUCUAGGUACUAAAGAAAAAUAAGGCUUCUUAGAGUGCUAGUAACCUUA